AAGCAAUAGUCCGAUAGAAUCCAUUAAUCGGCUAUUAUCACAGUCUUAUAAUACAUGUUCAAAGAGUUCUGGUCAUAGUCCGAAUUCCCAAUCGUUCUCCCAAGGUAUUUAAAGUUUGCUCUAGUAAACAUAAGCUCUCUUGGAAGCUCCAUACGUCGAACACUACACGACAGUUGCAAAGGUAUACAUUCACUGCAAACUUUUGGACCCAAAUUGCCAGGUUAACAUUUUAAAUCACAAUAACUAAGAUGGCGAAGGCUAAGGCUGCACCAACGGAAGAUUUGGUAGAUUAUGAAGAGGAGGAAAGUGAAAAGAUUAUUUCAACCAAGGAUGUGAUUAAAUCAGCAGCCGGAAAAAAAGGCGGCCGCUCUGACGGUGUUAUGGGCCGCGGUAGUUAUGUGGCAAUCCAUGCAAGCGGCUUUAGAGACUUUUUUCUAAAACCAGAAAUUUUGAGAGCAAUCAGCGAUGCCGGUUUUGAGCAUCCCUCUGAAGUUCAGCAUGAAACAAUUCCACACGCUAUCACCGGUGUUGACAUUCUAUGCCAAGCUAAAUCUGGUAUGGGAAAAACUGCUGUUUUCGUCCUAUCCAUCUUGCAACAAAUCGAAGUUGAGGAAGGUGAUGUUGUCACCGGAGGAGUAAAGAGGGAAGCUGAUGGUGAAGCAAAGGCUACUAGCGAGCCAAAGAUUGCUUGUAUCGGAAUAUCACAUACUCGUGAGCUUGCUUUCCAGAUUAAAAAUGAAUUCGAUCGUUUCAGCAAAUACUUGUCUGGCGUUCGUUGUGAAGUUGUAUACGGUGGUAUCCCCAUCCAAAAGGAUAUCGCAAUGUUAAGCGAUCCAACAAAGUGCCCACAUAUUUUGGUGGGUACUCCAGGUCGUCUCCUGGCCCUUAUCAAGGGAAAACAUUUGAACGUGGAGGGUGUUCGCCACUUUGUCCUUGACGAAUGUGACAAGUGUCUGGAAAAGUUGGACAUGAGACAAGAUGUGCAAUCGAUCUUCAUGAGCACUCCAAAGAAGAAGCAAGUUAUGUUCUUCUCCGCUACAAUGAACAGUAGCAUUAGAGAUUUGUGCAAGAGGUUCAUGCAAUCCCCUGUAGAAGUAUUUGUGGACGAUGAAUCCAAAUUGACACUGCACGGUCUUUUGCAAUACUACAUCAAGCUGGAGGAAAGUGAUAAGAACAGAAAACUGAAUGAUUUGCUGGAUAGUCUGGAGUUUAACCAGGUUAUCAUCUUUGUAAAGAGUGUCUCAAGAGCAAUCACCCUCGAUAAUUUGCUCUCCGAGUGCAAUUUCCCCUCAAUCGCUAUUCAUGCAGGUCUCGAGCAAUCUGAAAGGAUUUCUCGUUACACGCAAUUCAAAAAUUUUGACAAACGUAUCAUGGUUGCUACUGACUUAUUUGGACGUGGAAUCGAUGUCGAACGUGUCAACAUUGUUAUCAACUAUGAUAUGCCAGAUUCAACAGACUCUUACCUACACAGAGUUGGCAGGGCAGGUCGUUUCGGUACCAAGGGACUCGCUAUCACCUUUGUGGCAUCACCCGAAGACUCAAGCGCACUGGCAGAUGUACAAAAGAGAUUUGAAGUUGAUGUGCCAGAGAUGCCUCAGACAAUUGAUACAUCCCUCUAUUAUAAGCCAGCGAAACAUAACCCAGAAAUCGCAAUUGGCAAAUAA
This is a messenger RNA of Theileria equi strain WA, 1664 nucleotides long. RefSeq names its product DEAD box ATP-dependent RNA helicase family member protein. NCBI's taxonomy places the organism in Eukaryota, Apicomplexa, Aconoidasida, Piroplasmida, Theileriidae. The transcript is spliced from 4 exons. Gene Ontology annotation, molecular function: ATP binding; RNA binding; RNA helicase activity. Bases 249 to 1664 code for a protein of 471 amino acids. The record is from RefSeq and is a predicted model, not a curated record.